AUGAAUGCCAUCGACUUCGCCGCGACUGGAGGCGGUGAUGCCGAAACGGUAACGACAGCGAUAGCCGCGGUGGUAUCAGCCUUCCAAAGCGGCGCUGCCAUCCUGGAGCGCAUGAAGCGCAGAGGCGCACCCAGCCUUGCCUCCCCCGUCCCGCGAGUGCUCGAAGAGAGCAUCGUGCAGGCGCCGGAUGAGAUCCAGCGGGAGCGCCUUCGUGGAAUCCUAAGGUUCGGGCCUCAGUUUGAGAGCGGAGAUGUCACGGCUGUAAUUGCCCUGCAACGGAUCACGAUUCAGCUGCAAAACUCUUUACUCAACAAACUUCGAGAUGUGGAAGAUGGCGAAGCUGAUAUUAUGGCUCUGGCCCGAGCAGCCGAUUUGGGCAGAGAUAACACCAUCACGACCUUGAUCGCACUGCGACAGCGCCUGGCUCAAGCAGAGAUGACCCGUGAGACGCAAAGCACGCCAGCCACAUCAGCUCGUCCUCCUUCCACGCAAGGUCAUCCAGCAAUGAGCCCUCCUCGUGAACAGUACUAUCCGCCACCGGUCCCACCGAAGAACAACAGCCGGAGAGGCGAGAACCCGGUCAUGCCGUUCAGUCCUGCCACGAACAUCUCCCGGUUCACUUACAGAGAGGUAGAGGAGGAUCAGUUCGAAAUACAGAGCACUUUCUCUGCCUCCCGACCACAAUCCGAGCGCAACAUCAGCGUCCGCACCGCUGGCCCGAGACGACAGAGCAUGAACUCUGAUCAGUCAGGUUCCACAGGGCAGUCACCGCAUCGCACAACCUCUCACGAUUCGGUCCGGCAGGUCGACAAGACAUAUCCGCUGAACUUCAUCAUCGGUAGCCAGUAUCCUAGCCGCAGCAACAACUAUCUCGGAUUCUGCAAGGCAGCGUGGAACCUGCAAUGCGGAGACGACAAGGCGAUGACCAAAGCAAAGGACUUUACCCAAUCGGCGCAGUCGAAGUACUAUUUCUUGAGCUGUUCGAAAGCUCGAUGCUCAUUCACCGGCCGUGAUCAAAGCGCUAUGAGUAAUCGUGCCAUCACAGAUCUCACCCGGGGCAUCAGAUACCGCUGGUCGUUCCUGGCAAAGAGCCAUGCGCCUGCCAAGAGUCCGCAGGAAGACCAAUUCACAUUCGUCUGCAUGUUCUGUGCAUUCGCCGGCCACAAGUCCCCGCCUAUGAAACUUUCCGCUUUCCUGGAACACAUCAGCCACCAGCAUCGCGGCAACGGUUUGAGUGAGGUGAUUCUGCAUCGGACAUGCUGCAUUCAAGGUCGCAUCUGCUAUGACAACGAGACGUUCGACAUAAACUUGCUGCCGCUCGAGGAAAUGAAGGAGGGCAGAGCGCGUGACAGUGGCUAUGUGGGCUCUCCGAGGUUGGGUGUGGACGAGACGCCGGCGACAAUAGCUGAGCUUUCGGCGAAGCGGCGGACUCAGAUCAAGUCUGACGUCUUUGAGCUCGGUACGUCGUGA
This is a messenger RNA of Saxophila tyrrhenica, 1470 nucleotides long. RefSeq lists its product as uncharacterized. The coding region runs from base 1 to 1470 and encodes 489 amino acids. Lineage: Eukaryota; Fungi; Ascomycota; Dothideomycetes; Mycosphaerellales; Extremaceae. The transcript has 2 exons. The record is from RefSeq and is a predicted model, not a curated record.